AGAUUAUGCGUUUGGGAUGAAGAGGGCAGGACUAAGAAAUUAAACGUAUUCUUCCUCGGAAAAAAGAAGUUUAGUUUAAAAUCAUUACUUAGUCACUCGGCCUGGUUGUUGUGUUGAUCAGUAGUGAAAGUUACGCAGGCCGCAGUACUGCAUGUCAAAUCAGAAAACGUGCACUGUCAACACUACUGUCAUUUCCCCCCCCCAUUGAAACCAGAUUGAUGUUCAGAUUUCAAACUUCCGUGAAGGACUCCCGUAUUUUGUUUUUCAUGCUUUUUUUUUAAUCAGAGGGGAUGUAAAGAGUGGCGAAGAUCAUGGAAAAUAGGAAAAGGAGGAGUGAGGUUUGUCCUAAUUAGCAUCAGCUGCGCUGGGUGCGCUGGCUGCGAGGAGUGUAAAAUGCAUUUGCAGACAAAGAAAGCUGAAAAAACUGACUGCUAACGCACUGUGCUGUCUGCAGCAGAUGGAUGCAUGAUUAUCACUAUUGGAGGCUGCAGCUUUGAUGUUAUUCUUUUUAUUGCGCUUUCUAAAUGAUUUUCUGAUGUCACACAAUGUAUCCGCUGUUUCAAAGUCGCUUGAUGUUAACUUUAUCUCAUUUCACUGACCUGCUUGACACUGACAAUAUAGACGCCUUUGGUGCCACGACAGACUAAAUAUGUGCUUUGGCAUUCUGUAUUGUGCAGCAUGUUAUAGGUUCCCAGUAGUUUCCAGUAUUCUGUCUUGGAUGAUCAGAAUAUGCUGCACUAUGGUCACAUUUUGUUGCAAAGUGGAUAAUCACAAUAAACACAGUCUCUAGGGUGAACCAGGGCUCCAGUUUAUGACAGGAUUGCACAGCAUUUUUAUACUAAAUCUGAGAAAAUGCCCCAUAUUUUGAUUGGCUUAAGUUUACAUAAAUCAAUACAUCUAACAAGAAACGAGGCGCAGAUCCAUGAAAUAACCUGAAAUGAUACAUAAAAGUUUUAACAGUUAUUCAGGAUAUAAAAAGGUCAUUCACGGAAGCACAAAAACUAUCAUAUAAGAACAUAAAACAAGCUUCUGAAGUUGGGAAAAUUGCAUUCAAAUAAAAUAAAGUACAUUUGUCCUUUUUAUUUAAUCUUCAACAUGUAUUUGAAGAUUGGUGCUAUGAGGCCCUGUUUUGGAGCACUUCUCUGUAAUAGCAACAUGUUUUGCAUUUUCAUCAUAAGAAUAGUUUUUGACCUACAUUUAAUUAGUUGGGAUUUGUUUGGCUAACUAAUUUAGCCUUGUAUUUCCAUGAAUCCAAGACUGGCAUAUCUCUUGACAUUAUUCAUAUGGGUGACAGUAUGCUGACUUCUUAGGUGAAGGUGGUUGUGGUUCAACAGUCGGUUGUUUGUGGCUUCAACUUCCUGGUGUUAUGCCUCUAUUUUCCCACAGGAGUAACUGCUCACAGAACCACCUGUUCUCCCAGACAUGUUAUCUGAACAGGGAGUAAACUGCAGUUAUUUGUUAUGUGUCUGAAAUGGCGUCAAUGAUUUCCAGUAAUGGACUAUGCUGUGUUUUUACAUGAUUAGGACGUCAAGUUCGUCGGUGUGCAGUAAGAUCAUGGAGCUGCUGGGCCAGAACGAGAUCGACCACCACCAGCGGCAAGUGGCCAUCCUCAGCCAGGACUGCUUCUACAGGGCCCUGACCCCGGAACAGAAGGCUAAGGCGCUCAAGGGCCAGUUCAACUUUGACCACCCAGAUGCAUUUGACAAUGACCUCAUAAUCGCGACCCUGUGGGACAUCAAGGAGGGAAAAACGGUCCACAUUCCUGUUUAUGACUUUGUUUCCCAUUCCAGGAAAGAAGAGACCAUGACACUGUACCCUGCUGACGUGGUGCUGUUUGAGGGCAUCUUGAUGUUCUACUCUCAGGAGAUUCGAGACUUUUUCCACAUGAAGCUGUUCGUGGAUACGGAUGCAGACACUCGUCUGUCACGGAGAGUGCUCCGUGACAUCAGUGAACGUGGUCGGGAUUUGGAAAGCGUUCUAGCCCAAUACAUCACCUUUGUCAAGCCUGCUUUUGAAGAGUUUUGUCUGCCGACAAAGAAAUAUGCUGAUGUGAUAAUACCGAGAGGAGUUGACAACAUUGUUGCAAUAAAUCUCAUCGUUCAGCACAUCCAGGACAUUCUGAACGGCGGUUUGACCAAACGACUGAAUGGGUGGUUCAGCGGUUAUGGGACGGAGAAGAAGCAGCCGAACAUAGAGUCGAGCAGUCGGCCCCACUGAAGCUCAUCACUCCUUCAGGGAAGAGGAGAAUGGUUUGCCUGAGUGUGCUGCUCUUCGUCACGGCUACUGCAACAAGGCAGCAUAACUUCCGGGAAUUCAAAAAGCCUCCUUUUGGUGCGAUUCUGCUUAGACUUAUUCAAAUGAAAGGAGGCUUUGUGGAGCUGGUUCGCAGCAGAGGUAUUCAGUUAAAAUUUUCUCUUUAACUUGUGUACUGGAUGACACUGAUCGAGGGAGGAGUGAAAAAAGGCACUCACUUUUAAUUUCAUUUCAAACUGCUGCUUGCCUUUAAUCCAGCACGGAGCUGGAGAAACUG
Molecule: messenger RNA, 2530 nt
Organism: Haplochromis burtoni (Burton's mouthbrooder)
Lineage: Eukaryota; Metazoa; Chordata; Actinopteri; Cichliformes; Cichlidae
Gene: uck2a
Product: uridine-cytidine kinase 2a
Exons: 7
Coding region: 1501-2217 (238 amino acids)
Cellular component (GO): cytosol; cytoplasm
Molecular function (GO): kinase activity; ATP binding
Source: RefSeq, a predicted model, not a curated record